CGGUUUGUGAAGGAUAAUCAAAUGACCAUAUAGAUUGGUGGUGCGACAAAAAAGAAGGGUGGUGAUGUGGUAGUCUCAUGGACAACACGAGACAAUGAUGUCAUUUCUCCCCACUCCAGAUCCAGAUCUACCCUCUCUGCUUCGCCUUCAUCACCUACCCGGCUCCUCCCGUAGUAGUAGUAGUAGUAGUAGUAGUAGUAGUAGUAGUAGUAGUAGUAGUAGUAGUAGUAGCCCUCAUUAUCCCGUCCUAGCUUCCUAACUAACUGGCCGCCGCAGCGGCGGCCGAGGAACACAAACAUAUCAAACGUGUGGAAAAACAAUGCUACCUAAAGCAACCUCAUCUCGCGCCUUUCCUGCAAGGAUGACUUCAACCACCAUGCCAACCGCCACACCAACCCAUGCAGUCCUUAAGACACCGCGGCUGCCAUGACUUCGUAUUCUGCCUGGUCCCCACCCACGUUUUCAUCCUCGUGUCCGCCGUCCACGGUCCCCGCCGCGACUCCCGUACCAUCGGUUCCACCCCUGUGCACCAGUCCCGCGCCUCACCGCACGGCUGCGCUGUUUCGCACUCUCUAGUUCUUAUCGACGCCCACAGGGAACUUAGGCCUUCGGCCGCUACUAGGAGCGACCUUGAAGUUUUUACUACGCUUGUUGUCUUCCUCCGCUUGCCGCUGUGUCGUGACCCCCGUCGCUGCAGGAUUCACCACAUGGAACUGCCCGAGCAGGCCUGUCUUGAUGAGGAAUCCUGCCGCAUUUCAUCCUUGAACCCGGUCAGGACUCAGGAGCGCGCAGGCCAUGAGAAUAUUAAAGGAAUACAACCACGUCCAAUAGUUUCCACAACGCAAAAAGUAACCCUAACACAAACUUCAUCACCCAAGUCACGUAAGUAUGACUUCAACCCCCUUGAGGUGAGUCAAGGCAAGCCUGGGCCGGAUAACGAGGACUGCUACUACAAUCACUACUACUACUUGGGCUAAGACCCCUGUUAGGAACGAACUGGAGAACCACACACACACACAAAAAAAAAAGCCAGAACAUA
Molecule: messenger RNA, 1039 nt
Organism: Aspergillus campestris IBT 28561
Lineage: Eukaryota; Fungi; Ascomycota; Eurotiomycetes; Eurotiales; Aspergillaceae
Exons: 1
Coding region: 399-977 (192 amino acids)
Source: RefSeq, a predicted model, not a curated record